CUAGCCUACACUACAAGGCUUGUGCAUUGGCGAGAGGAGGAGGCAAAAGGCAUAGGCCUACAUCUCGGCAAGCUUUGACGGAGUUGGCGGGCCACAGUCAAGCUCUGCGUCUCGCUGAUCUUCUGGAGGACGACAGCAUGCAGGGCGCCUGGGGAUCUGCUGGCGACGACGCCGCCGCGCCCAAGGCGGCGGCGUCGGCGGUCGCGGUCCACGCCAUCGUCGCCUUCGGCGCCCUCGACCACUUCCUCCGGCGGCAGGAGGGCCAGCAGCGCGUCAUCGGCACGCUGCUCGGCCGGAUCGACGGCCGGACCGUCACGGUCACGAACUCGUACGCGGUGCCCUGCGAGGAGGGCGCCGACGGCACGGUCGCCGUGGGCCAGGACUACCAGGAGAAAAUGUCGCGCCUUCUAGCGAGGGUGAACCCCGACGAGGCGGUCGUGGGCUGGUACGCGACGCCGGGCGCGGACGGCGCGCCGACGGACGACGCCAGCGAGAUGAUCCACGGCUUCUACGCGGGCGCGUGCGCGGGGCAGGCGCCGGUCCACCUCGUCGUGGACCCGCGGCUCGAGGGCGACGCCGGGAUCACGCUCCGGGGCUUCGUUUCUGACGGCAACGGCUUCGCCGAGAUCCCGUGCGAGCUGGCCUUCGACCGGGGCGAGCGCCUGUGCCUGGCGCGCAUGGUCCGGGGCCAGCGGGAGCCCUUCGGCUCCGCCGAGUCCGUCGCGGACGUGAUGGACGCGGACGAGGACGGCCUCGCGCUGGAGGACGCGCUGCGGGACGUGGACGCGCUCGCGGCGUACGUCAAGGCGCGCCGCGCGGCGAACGAGGACGUCGACCCCAAGGUCGCGCGCGCGCUGAACGAGGCCCUGGCCGCGCUCCCGAAGAUCGAGGACGCGGUCGCGCGCGGCGCGCUCCGGGCCGAGACGCGGGACGUGCUCAUGGUCAGCUACCUCGCCGGCGUGACGAAGGCGCAGCUCGCGAUCGGCGCGAAGCUCCACGAGAGCUUCUAGCAGGAAGGGGGGGCUAAGGAAGGCUCGCUU
Molecule: messenger RNA, 1040 nt
Organism: Pelagomonas calceolata
Lineage: Eukaryota; Pelagophyceae; Pelagomonadales; Pelagomonadaceae
Source: the annotation of a GenBank genome assembly